UUUGGAAGGACGCUGAUUGGCUGGAAGCGAUUCAACACACGCCGGGCAAGAGAGCUUUGUCUGAGUUGAAGUGAAGUUGUACAGAUUUUAGACUGGAGUCAGCAAUCACGGGUGUGUUUAGUCUGCAGCCGAGCAGAGAAAGGGGAAAGAAUCGCUCGAGAAAGAUUCACUGCAGACUCUGCCAGCACCCUGCAAUAGAUGGAUUCCGACUACACGAGGGGGGAGACGCGGAGGUGACACUCUUCUCUGCCUGCGGAGAGGACAGCCAAACAAAUGCAAGGAUCGGACUCGACGCCAAUAAUAUCUGGAAGUCGUGACACGGUGUGUAUAAAACAAAAGUUUGCGAGCUGUUAAUUGCUGUGCUGUAUUAUUAAGAGACGCUUUCAAGUUUCAAGUACCAAAUGUAGCUUAGCUUUAAGUUGCCAAAGGAAGUUGAGGGAAUUGCUUUGCUGUUUUAACUUGGUCUGUGUGAGGAAUCUCCUAAACUGACCGAUGUGCCAAAUGAAUGCUAAAAUGCACUUUAGAUUUGUUUUUGCACUCCUGAUGGUAUCUUUCAGCUAUGAUGUACUGGGCAAGAAUUUGAAAUACAGGAUUUAUGAGGAGCAGAGGGUUGGAUCCGUAAUUGCAAGACUAUCAGAGGAUGUGGCUGAUGUUUUAGUUAAGCUACCUAAUCCUUCCACUGUUCGCUUUCGAGCCAUGCAAAGGGGAAAUUCUCCUCUCCUGGUAGUAAAUGAGGAUAACGGAGAAAUCAGCAUAGGGGCUAAAAUCGACCGUGAACAACUAUGCCAGAAAAACUUGAACUGUUCCAUAGAGUUUGAUGUGAUCACUCUACCCACUGAGCAUCUGCAGCUUUUCCAUAUUGAAGUCGAAGUGCUGGAUAUUAAUGACAAUUCUCCCCAGUUUUCAAGAUCUGUCAUACCUAUUGAAAUAUCUGAGAGUGCAGCAGUUGGGACUCGCAUCCCCCUGGACAGUGCAUUUGAUCCAGAUGUUGGGGAAAAUUCCCUCCACACCUACUCUCUCUCUGCCAAUGAUUUUUUUAAUAUUGAGGUUCGAACCAGGACCGAUGGAGCCAAGUAUGCAGAACUCAUAGUGGUCAGAGAGCUGGAUCGGGAGCUGAAGUCAAGCUAUGAGCUUCAGCUCACUGCCUCAGACAUGGGGGUGCCUCAGAGGUCUGGCUCAUCCCUACUAAAAAUAAGCAUUUCCGACUCCAAUGACAACAGCCCUGCUUUUGAGCAGCAGUCUUAUAUAAUACAACUCUUAGAAAACUCCCCUGUUGGCACUUUGCUCCUUGAUCUGAAUGCCACUGAUCCAGAUGAGGGCGCUAAUGGGAAAAUUGUAUAUUCCUUCAGCAGUCAUGUGUCUCCCAAAAUUAUAGAGACUUUUAAAAUCGAUUCAGAAAGAGGACAUUUGACUCUUUUCAAGCAAGUGGAUUAUGAAAUCACCAAAUCCUAUGAGAUUGAUGUUCAGGCUCAAGAUUUGGGUCCAAAUUCAAUCCCAGCUCAUUGCAAAAUUAUAAUUAAGGUUGUGGAUGUUAAUGACAAUAAGCCUGAAAUUAACAUAAACCUCAUGUCCCCCGGAAAAGAAGAAAUAUCUUAUAUCUUUGAAGGGGAUCCUAUUGACACAUUUGUUGCUUUGGUCAGGGUUCAGGACAAGGAUUCUGGGCUGAAUGGAGAAAUAGUUUGUAAGCUUCAUGGACAUGGUCACUUUAAACUUCAGAAGACUUACGAAAACAAUUAUUUAAUCUUGACGAAUGCCACACUGGAUAGAGAAAAGAGAUCUGAAUACAGUUUGACCGUAAUCGCUGAGGACAAGGGGACACCCAGUCUUUCUACAGUAAAACAUUUUACUGUUCAGAUCAAUGAUAUAAAUGACAAUCCACCCCACUUCCAGAGAAGUCGAUAUGAAUUUGCAAUCUCAGAGAAUAACUCACCAGGGGCGUAUAUCACCACUGUUACAGCCACAGAUCCCGAUCUUGGAGAAAACGGCCAGGUUACAUAUACCAUUUUGGAGAGUUUUAUCUUGGGAAGUUCCAUAACUACAUAUGUAACCAUUGACCCAUCUAAUGGAGCCAUCUAUGCCCUCAGAAUCUUUGAUCAUGAGGAAGUGAGUCAGAUCACUUUUGUGGUUGAAGCGAGAGAUGGAGGAAGUCCAAAGCAACUAGCAAGCAAUACCACAGUUGUGCUCACCAUCAUUGAUGAAAAUGACAACGUCCCUGUGGUUAUAGGGCCUGCACUGCGCAAUAAUACUGCAGAAAUCUCCAUACCCAAAGGGGCUGAAAGUGGCUUUCAUGUCACGAGAAUAAGGGCAAUUGACAGAGACUCUGGCGUGAAUGCUGAACUCAGUUGCUCCAUCGUAGCAGGUAAUGAGGAGAAUAUCUUUUUAAUUGAUCCACGAUCAUGUGACAUCCAUACCAAUGUGAGCAUGGAAUCUGUUUCCUACACAGAAUGGGAGCUCUCAGUCAUCAUCCAGGACAAAGGCAAUCCUCAGCUUCAUACCAAAGUCCUUCUGAAGUGUAUGAUCUUUGAAUAUGCAGAGUCAGUGACGAGUACAGCAAUGACCUCAGUAAGCCAGGCAUCUUUGGAUGUCUCCAUGAUUAUAAUUAUUUCCUUGGGAGCAAUUUGUGCAGUGUUGUUGGUUAUUAUGGUGCUGUUUGCAACUAGGUGUAACCGAGAAAAGAAAGACACUAGAUCCUACAACUGCAGGGUAGCAGAGUCCACGUACCAGCACCACCCCAAAAGGCCAUCCAGGCAGAUUCACAAAGGGGACAUUACAUUGGUACCGACCAUGAAUGGCACUCUGCCCAUCAGAUCUCAUCACAGAUCGUCUCCGUCUUCGUCUCCCACCUUGGAGAGAGGGCAGAUGGGCAGCCGGCAGAGUCACCACAGUCACCAGUCCCUCAACAGUUUGGUGACGAUCUCAUCCAACCACGUGCCAGAGAGUUUCUCAUUAGAACUCACCCAUGCCACUCCUGCUGUUGAGCAGGUUUCCCAGCUUCUUUCAAUGCUUCACCAGGGGCAAUAUCAGCCAAGGCCAAGUUUUCGAGGAAACAAAUAUUCCAGGAGCUAUAGAUAUGCCCUCCAAGACAUGGACAAAUUUAGCUUGAAAGACAGUGGCCGUGGUGACAGUGAAGCAGGAGACAGUGAUUAUGAUUUGGGGCGAGAUUCACCAAUAGAUAGGCUGCUGGGUGAAGGAUUCAGUGACCUGUUUCUUACAGAUGGAAGAAUUCCAGCAGCUAUGAGGCUUUGCACGGAGGAGUGCAGGGUCCUGGGACACUCUGACCAGUGCUGGAUGCCACCGCUGCCCUCGCCAUCCUCUGACUAUCGGAGUAACAUGUUCAUUCCGGGGGAGGAAUUCCCAGCGCAACCCCAGCAGCAGCAUCCGCAUCAGAGUCCUGAGGAGGACACCCAGCCUGCAGAUUCAGGUGAGAAGAAGAAGAGUUUUUCCACCUUUGGGAAGGACUCCCCAAACGAGGAGGACUCCGGGGAUACCAGCACAUCCUCUCUGCUCUCGGAAAUGAGCAGCGUCUUCCAGCGCCUCUUGCCCCCUUCCCUGGACACCUAUGCUGAGUGCAGCGAGGUGGAUCGGUCCAACUCCCUGGAACGCCGCAAGGGACCUUUGCCAGCCAAGACGGUGGGUUACCCGCAAGGUGUGGCUGCCUGGGCAGCCAGUACACAUUUUCAGAAUCCCACCAACAACUCUGGUCCCCCACUUGGAACUCACUCCAGCGUGCAGCCUUCUUCGAAAUGGCUGCCAGCCAUGGAGGAGAUCCCCGAAAAUUAUGAAGAAGAUGAUUUUGACAAUGUGCUCAACCACCUCAACGACGGGAAACAUGAACUCAUGGAUGCCAGUGAGCUAGUGGCUGAGAUUAACAAACUGCUUCAAGAUGUCCGCCAGAGCUAG
This is a messenger RNA of Callorhinus ursinus (northern fur seal), 3900 nucleotides long. It is a transcript of the gene PCDH18, whose product is annotated as protocadherin 18. NCBI's taxonomy places the organism in Eukaryota, Metazoa, Chordata, Mammalia, Carnivora, Otariidae. Gene Ontology annotation, molecular function: calcium ion binding. Gene Ontology annotation, cellular component: plasma membrane. The record is from RefSeq and is a predicted model, not a curated record. Gene Ontology annotation, biological process: homophilic cell-cell adhesion.